Molecule: messenger RNA, 708 nt
Organism: Chaetomium strumarium
Lineage: Eukaryota; Fungi; Ascomycota; Sordariomycetes; Sordariales; Chaetomiaceae
Product: ubiquitin-conjugating enzyme/RWD-like protein
Exons: 3
Coding region: 1-708 (235 amino acids)
Molecular function (GO): protein binding
Source: RefSeq, a predicted model, not a curated record
AUGGCCACCACUCGCGAGCGCCGGAUUGCGAAAGAGUUAGCCGACAUUCACAACGACAAGGACAAUUCGGGCGUUUUCGCGCAUCCAGUGGACCCCUCGAACCUUACGCACCUUAAGGGCACCUUUCCGGGGCCGCCCGACACGCCGUAUGCUGGGGGAAAGUACGAGAUUGAUAUAAUCAUUCCGGACAUGUACCCCUUCAAGUCUCCAAUUAUGAAGUUCGAUACAAAGAUUUGGCAUCCCAAUGUCAGCAGUGUGACGGGAGCUAUCUGUCUUGACACGCUCGGCACGGGCUGGUCGCCUGUAGGCACGAUCAAGAUGGCGUUGAUCUCGCUUCGGAUGCUGCUCGAAUCACCGAACCCUAAAGAUCCCCAAGACGCCGAGGUCGCUAAGAUGAUGAUGGAACACCCUGACGAGUUUGCACGGAAGGCGCACGACUGGGCUGUCAAGUACGCAGGAGCGCCGAGGCAGGCCAUCCUCACACACAAUUACCAAGCGACGCCGCCCCCAGUAGCAAAGAACGACCCUUCAAGAUACCAAGGGUAUAAUAAGGACCUAGUGGACCGGUUCGUCAAUAUGGGCUUCGACGUUGACGCCGUGGUCGAGGCAUUCCUCUAUGUGGGUAUUGACCGCAAUGGAGGCGAGGAUUACGAGCUGGAGGAAGCUUAUAUGGGGGAUAUCACCGCUCGACUUCUCGGUGAGCAGUAA